UGGAAGUCAGCCUCUAUCACAGUCUGCUCUGAUUGCUUGGAGUUUGACAGAAAAGUAGGCUACACUAUUUGGAUUUACAUAGUUUUAUAAACUUUACUUAUAGGCUAUUUACAGUAUUUUUUUAAUCUAAUAACCGGAAGCAUACAGUUGUGUAUAUUUUUAGUGAUGCGAAGAGAGAGAGAGAAAGAGAGCGAUGGUUUAACGUCAUGAUUUAGCUUCCUCUCAGCCUCUCUACAUAUUGGGCUGCACAGGGUGAAUUAUGCCGUUUGCGUUUCUAAAGCACGUCCGACGCUUUCCGUGGGUCACCAAUGUUACACUGUACGGCUGCCUGUUCGCCGGGGGGGACCUGGUCCACCAGUGGUUCUCCUCCAGGGAGCAGAUGGACUGGAGACAGACGCGCAACGUCGCUGUGGUCGCGUUCAGUUUCCACGGUAACUUCAAUUUCUUCUGGAUGCGUCUUCUGGAGCGCAGGUUUCCGGGGAAUUCCGCCGGAAUGGUGAUGAAGAAGCUGUUCCUGGACCAGACCGCGGCGGCGCCCCUGGCCACCAGCGUCUUCUACACGGGUGUCAGUUUUUUGGAGGGCAAAGAAGACAUCCUGGAGGACUGGAGGGAAAAGUUCCUAAACACAUAUAAGACUGGGCUGAUGUUCUGGCCAUUCAUGCAGUUUCUGAACUUCGCCUUGGUGCCUCUGUACGUGCGAACCGCCUUCACCGGCUGCUGCGCCUUCAUUUGGGCCACCUUCCUCUGCUUCUCACGUCAGACCGGGGAUGGAACAGCUGGAGCCGCUCUGGCAUGGAUGUUCCCACCUAAAGAGGAUGCAGCAGAACCGUCCAAAAAGGAAGAAGACUCAAAGCUUAAGGUAGAGGAAGCAGCAGCAUCCAGGGCUGUAAAGUAGCAGAAAUGCCUGUUGCUCUAAAGGGAUGAAAACAGCGUGUCUGAAAAGGGAGCAGCAGGUCAAGCAGACAGGACCUGCUCUCUUACCUCUCAUGGCUUCGUUUUACAAAAACCUUGUGAGACCCGUCUGCUAAGGUCUCACUGAUGCUGCAAACACCCAGUGAAUGAGUUCAGGUUUUACAUUUAUGAAACAUAAAUGUAAACAAUACGAUCAAAUCCUACUUCCCAACAUAACGCUGAGCAAUCAGCAUGUUUUUCUUUUCUUUUAGCAUAAACUGUUGUUUCACUUCCAGCCAAACAGCCUUUUGCUCAUCUGAACAAGGUUACUAGUGCUGACGAUAUUUAAGAGCUCAUCAGCUUAAAUCGACUGACAUGAUACUAACUGCAAGGUGCAACAAGGUUUAAUUUCCACUAUGUGGAAUGGGAUUGAAUUGAUUUAAUCGGACAUUAAAAUAUCACACCCACCCCUCUAUACCUCUUCUUGUCUUAGCUUUAGCACGUCCUCCAAGCAGUCUCCUCAGUUUAACAAUAGUUUCCCUUCAUACGGCGUUAAUUUACUAGUGUCCUAUUGAGUCUUCUGUAUGGGGAGCCUUAUCUUCUAUAAUCCCAAGGUUUAAAUUCUGUAUUUUAAAAGAGGAACUACAUGCAGUUUAAUACAGUGAAUCACUGCAGAAAUGAAUGCUGAGAUCCAGCAGUAAAUCACUGCGAAAAAAUGCCAUAUCUUGAAUUUAUAAGAUGUGCCGAAAGGUUUAAGUGUCAAAGAGUAGCAGAAGAUCACUGGCUGCUUUCUCUUUAUUAUGUCAUGUUUUAUACAUGUUUGUACUGGUAGGUACUUUUCAGCAAAAUUUUCUUUUUGUUUUAUAGGAAAUACUAUAAUUUUAUAAGCCUAACCACCUCUAGACAACGACUGAAAUAGUACAGUUGAUAGUUUCCAUGUGGAAGGUAGUUUCUGGUUAAUUUCCAUUUGAUUUAAUAAGUUUAGUUGAAUUUCCAAAUCCCUCCCACCUGUUCUUCCAAUUCACAUGAAUUCCAUUUGAUAUUCUGCUAUUUUAUAUCUCCAUUCUGCAUGGGGUUGUUUUACCUAGCUUGUUUUUUUUAAGACACAAAUCUUCAGAUCCUGCUGUCAUUUUCUGCCCUGACAAUGUUUUAGUUCCUUUUUCUUCUUAAACUGUAGAAAAAUACCCACUUCUGUUUUAUUUUAAUAUUGUGGAGAAGAUAUUAGCAUGCGAUGUUAUGUGACUGUAACAUUUCAUGUGUCUCAUAAUUGAGUAAAUAUUGUAUAUCUUUGAAAUGCAAGGCAAACGCUACACCUGUUUGUGUUAUUUAUAUUUAAACUGCAUCCUUGAAAGUAAAAAUGUAUUAUUUGUAAAAUGAUAUUUUUCCGGAUGUUUUCUUGCUAAGGGAAUAUUUGUGUGGAGAUUUAAAACACUGGAACAUAAAUGUCAUAAAAGUGAAUUUUCCCUUUCCUAGCAGCUUAUUUAAGGUUUGGUUUGCACAAUUAAAGCUCUGACUUUUGUUUAUGUAGAUUUCCAUAAUAACAGAUUGGUGCUAUAUUUAAAAUGAUUUGAUCUUGUCUUGCAUUAGUUGCACUAAUUACAAAGGAUUAUAUUAU
Molecule: messenger RNA, 2506 nt
Organism: Cyprinodon variegatus (sheepshead minnow)
Lineage: Eukaryota; Metazoa; Chordata; Actinopteri; Cyprinodontiformes; Cyprinodontidae
Gene: mpv17l
Product: MPV17 mitochondrial membrane protein-like
Exons: 4
Coding region: 260-895 (211 amino acids)
Cellular component (GO): cytoplasm; membrane
Source: RefSeq, a predicted model, not a curated record